AUGAAAUAAUGUUAAUCCUAAGAAGUUCAAGGGUUACUAAAUGCAGGUAUAACAUAUAUAUAGUUCUUCUUAGGCUUAGAUAAAAAGGAAUAGCCUAUUUAUGUUUUGCUCUAUAAUUAGAUUAUUCAAAAUAAAAAUGAGGAAUUGAUAGUGAAUAAAUUAUAAUCCUACUUUCAACAAAUCAGACCUUUUAAGUAAAAUAUCAAUUUAAUGUUAGAGGAUUCGUCAUAAUUAUUUGCACUUAGGAUGACUUGGAAAUAAACGCAAAGAAUGUUAAAAAAUUAAUAAAACAAACUAUUAAGUAAUUCUUCAUAUUAUUUAAGAGACAAGUGAGUUAUAAGUAAUUAAAGAGAAUCGAUAAAUUAAUUGUGAUCAGUAGUAAUCAGAAUUAUGGAAAGAAGGAAAAAACAAUACCUUUUACACUAAAAUUAUUAAUAAAAGAUAAAAUACACCUAAUAUACAAGUAUUCCAUAUAAAUAUACAAUAUUAAGUGCUUCUUUUCUGAAUCUUUAUGAUAUAGAAUUAAAUUAGUCAAUUUUGAGGUUCAUGUGCAAUUAAAUCGAGUUUUAGGAAGAGCAGGCUUUUUAUGGGAGGGAUUUGGCAUCUUAUCCGAUAGCUUAGUCAGGACUACCUGUUUUUCUUGAAGAAAUUCUGAAGUUUUAUACUGAAAAUAAGGUUCAUUUGCGAAAAUAAGGAAUAUUUCGAUUGUCAGGUUCCUAUGACGAGGAGAUAAAAUUAGUAGAUUAAUUAUUAUAAUCGAAUUAUGAAGCUAUAAAAGUUUCGGAUCCGGAUGUAAUAGCUACAGUAUUAAAAAACACUUUAGUUAAUUUGAAAACUCCAAUUUUUCCUUUUGAAAUUUAUGCAAUUCUAAGGGAAACUGAUCCUUAAGUACCAAUUAGCCAGUUGAUAGAUAUGUUCAGCAUAUUUUUUGCUCAUCUGCCAAAAGUGAAUAGAUUGAUUGUUUUUAGAUUGACGGAAUUUAUAAAGUUUGUGGCUAAAUUCGAGAAUGAAAAUAAAGUAAGAAAUAAUAAAUAUGGAUAGAUGGGCCUUCACAAUUUAUCAAUAAUAUUCGCUCCAUGUUUUUUUAGAACCAAGAGUGCAAAUGAAUUAGAUAUUCAAGGUGCGAAGACUAUAGUUUUGCAUUUUAAAUCUAUGAUCC
Paramecium octaurelia is the source of this 1159-nucleotide messenger RNA. The record is from the annotation of a GenBank genome assembly. NCBI's taxonomy places the organism in Eukaryota, Ciliophora, Oligohymenophorea, Peniculida, Parameciidae.